UCAGCAGUAGCGUGCAUUCAGUAUAAUAUGGCGUAUUUACGAGGUUAUACAGAGGUCGGUACGAUACGUGGUGAACUGAUAAGCACUAAGCAGGAGGCUCGAUGUUUGGCAGAAGAAAUAGAACAGCAGCGGGAGGGCUUGGCUGAGGAUGAGGAGCGCCUCCG
This is a messenger RNA of Perkinsus marinus ATCC 50983, 164 nucleotides long. RefSeq lists its product as hypothetical. The record is from RefSeq and is a predicted model, not a curated record. The annotation marks the transcript as partial. The transcript has a single exon. Lineage: Eukaryota; Perkinsozoa; Perkinsida; Perkinsidae.